Coregonus clupeaformis (lake whitefish) is the source of this 2271-nucleotide messenger RNA. It is a transcript of the gene stac3, whose product is annotated as SH3 and cysteine rich domain 3. Bases 307 to 1314 code for a protein of 335 amino acids. Gene Ontology annotation, biological process: skeletal muscle contraction; positive regulation of voltage-gated calcium channel activity; positive regulation of protein localization to plasma membrane. Gene Ontology annotation, cellular component: extrinsic component of cytoplasmic side of plasma membrane. The transcript is spliced from 13 exons. The record is from RefSeq and is a predicted model, not a curated record. Gene Ontology annotation, molecular function: protein binding. Lineage: Eukaryota; Metazoa; Chordata; Actinopteri; Salmoniformes; Salmonidae.
CUCACAGUCCCUUACUCACUCACCCCUCUGCUCUAACCACUAACCAUUGGAUCACUGUUAGGAAAGUACCUGCAUAAAGAAUAUCUCAAAAGGGAAGUACCAAUCAAGAGUUUCGGUUUCGGAGGCCUCCGGUGUAAUAGGUUGCUCAUCACACAUGAAAGGAACAUCUCUGAAUCAAAACUGGUGAAGAAAUCCUUUGCCAUACAUCCACAUACCAGAUUCCAUUUCUUAAUUGACUGGACUAGCAACCAGUGGGACCAAGUGUGCAGCACUGCAGGACGAGUGUGAGAUCUCCCACACCACGCCAUGGCCCAGUACGACCAACUGGAAGAUAAACAUUCUGUGGAUAUCCACGAUAACCCCACAGCCCCUGACAAUAUUGUAAAAGAGGAAGACAAUACUGUAUACUUUAUUUAUGAGGAGGAGGUGGAAGUGGAGGAGAAGGAGCCUGAGCCUGAGCCUGUUGUUAUAUUGGUGAAUGACAAACCACACAAGUUCAAGGACCACUACUGCAAGAAACCCAAGUUCUGUGACGUCUGUGCUCGAAUGAUAGUCCUCAACAAUAAGUUUGCUCUACGGUGCAAAAACUGCAAGACCAAUAUCCACCACUCAUGCCAGUCCUAUGUUGAGUAUCAGAAGUGCUUUGGCAAAAUUCCCCCAGGUUUCAGACGGGCCUACAGUUCCCCUCUUUACAGUAGUGACCAGACAGAUGCAGCCCACUCCAACCGUAACGACCCUGUGUUUGACACCCUGCGGGUUGGGGUUGUCAUGGCAAACAAGGAGCGCAAGAAGGGGUCUGAAGACAAGAAGAAUAUGAUGAUGAUGAUGAUGGAGGAAGAGGAAUCACAACAACCCAAAGAAGAUGAGCAGGCAGAAGGAAAGCCAGAAGGGGAUAAGAAGGGAGACAAGGCUGACAAAGCAGAUGACAAGAAAAAGAAGGAGAUGGGAAACAUGGGAAAUCAGUCACAUUACUACCUGGCUCUGUACCGCUUCAAGGCCAUUGAGAAAGAUGACCUUGACUUCCAUCCUGGUGAUCGAAUCACUAUAAUUGAUGACGCCAAUGAAGAAUGGUGGAGGGGGAAGAUUGGUGAGAAGACAGGUUACCUCCCCACCAAUUACAUCAUUAGAAUAAAAACGGGAGAGAGGGUGUUCAAGGUGACACGCUCCGUUGUGGGAAACAGAGAGAUGGGACAGAUCACUCUAAAAAAAGACCAGAUCGUGGUGAAGAAGGGAGAGGAGGUGAAUGGCUACCUGAAGGUCAGCACCGGCCGCAAGCUGGGCUUCUUCCCCGCCGACCUGCUCCAGGAAAUCUGAACCUUACCGGAUCACAACCACAACCAUAGGACUUGGGUCACACCGUCACUAGGACCAUAACCACACAAUGAAUCAAACCCAGUUCCAGGAAACACACAUGACCAGGCACAGCAUUUGUAUACGACCAGUCUAGCGCCACUGUAAUUUUCCACCUGUAGGGGGCUGGGUCUGAUCUGGUGAGUCUGUAAGCUGUUUGAGGGCUGUAAAGGCUCAGAGAGGGGAAGGGUAUUGAGUGUAACCUAAUACUGCAGCCUCCCCAGCCUGUUGAACUGGGUCAGCUGACCAUGCAAUCCGAGCUGGAUGGAGAAAUAUGUUAGGUAGGACCGUAAAUGUGUGUGGUGGGCAUUUAAAACGUUAACAUGUUUGUGUCAUUUUAAUGUGAUUAAAACUGGACAACCUUAAACUAGAUCUUCAGCAAGUUUCAAAAGGCAAAGGCUGUAACCACUGUAAGUAGCUAGGAUUUGUACAUUAUUUUUGUUAUGCAUUCAAACAAAAUUAUAUUUUGGAGGCUAUUGCUUACUGUCAUUGUUGUAGUUCCUUGCUUUAAUAUACAGCUGAAAUACUAGUGCUUAAUUUUCCCCUUGAUGUAAAUGUUAAAGGGACCUUGUUAAAGUGCAUGUUGUCAUGUCUUUGCAUGGGCCUGUCUUUUAUAAUCAUUGCCAAAACAAUGUGCUGUGUAUUUGAGGAGUUUAUAUAGAGCAAUAGCCUAUGUAAGCCUAGUUGACACACCGACCCACAUGCUUUUGCCUAUCAUUGAUGCAAGAUUGUAACAUUACACUACAGUCUUUUGUAAUUCAUUUUCUAUUGAAAUACUAACAGCCAAGUGCAGGCUUAUCCUGUUUAUUGUCUUUCUUGAUAAGCAUCCUUUCAUAAUCUACAGAACUCUGUGAUACCAUCAUAGUAAACUUUAAUGACUGAUCAUUGUGUAAACAUGAAAUCAAUUCACAAUUAUUUUUG